This is a messenger RNA of Phyllotreta striolata, 3450 nucleotides long. Lineage: Eukaryota; Metazoa; Arthropoda; Insecta; Coleoptera; Chrysomelidae. The record is from the annotation of a GenBank genome assembly.
GUAAACGAACACGUGCUUGUGUGUGUGUGGGAACUUUUUCUUCGCGAGAUUUUUUGUAGUAAUUAAUUGCCGUUAUUAAUUAGAAUAUUAAUUAGAUGGGUCGAAGGGAUUCGCGUAGAUUGACGUGUCGGCGGCGAAAAGCUUAAGCAGGAUGAUCCAGGCUAAGGCUCCGGUGCUCCGGGAGUUCGUCGUUACCACGUCGUCGGUCCUUGCGUUCCUCUUCGCAUUAUUCGGAUCGGCCUCGGCCUACACGCCCGAAUUCGCCGAGCCCAUCGUGAAUUUGUCGGUGCCGCUCGGCAGGGACGCCACCUUCCGGUGCUUGGUGCACCAUCUGGGCGGAUACAGGGUGGGUUGGGUGAAAGCUGACACUAAAGCCAUACAAGCCAUUCACGAUCACGUCAUAACGCACAAUCCUCGAGUAUCCGUGUCCCAUAACGACCAUACCACGUGGAAUUUGCACAUCAAGAACGUGCAAGAAGAAGAUGGCGGUCAAUACAUGUGCCAGAUCAAUACUGAUCCGAUGAAAAGUCAGGUCGGUUUCCUCGACGUGGCCGUGCCCCCGGAUUUCAUCGCGGAAGACACGUCCGGCGACGUAAUGGUGCCCGAAGGGGGCACUGUCAAGUUGACGUGCCGGGCCCGGGGCCAUCCGGACCCGCACGUCCAGUGGCGGCGCGAAGACGGCCAGGACAUCGUCAUCAGGGAGCCGGGCGGCACCAAAACCGGAGUAUCGUCGUACCAAGGGGAAGUAUUGAAAUUGUGGAAGAUAUCCCGGACCGAAAUGGGCGCCUACAUGUGCAUCGCCUCUAACGGCGUCCCGCCGACAGUCAGCAAACGGAUUAUGGUCAACGUUCACUUUCACCCGGUGAUCCACGUACCGAACCAGCUGGUGGGCGCGCCCCUCGGCACCGACGUCACGUUGGAAUGCAACGUUGAAGCCUAUCCGAAAUCUAUCAACUACUGGGUUAGAGAUACAGGCGAAAUGGUAAUUUCGAGUGCGAAGUUCGACGUGCAGGCAUCCAGCAAAUCCGCCUUCCACGUGAAAAUGACGGUGAUCGUGAGAAAGCUGCAGCGCGAGGACGCCGGCUCCUAUCGUUGUAUCGCCAAGAACUCCCUCGGCGAGGUCGAGAGCAAUAUCCGCCUUUACGAAAUCCCAGGACCUACGAGAGGAUACAGCGUGUCCCUGGACGAAGAGGAUUACAACGAGCAAUUGGGCUCGGCCGAAAAGGAGCAGGACGAGGACCUAUCCAACAACGUUUUGGAAAAUUCCGGACAAAAUUCGCAAUAUCCAACAGUAGAAACACCAUCCAGGGCCAACUACGUGGACGAUCAGAACGCGGCGAUCGAUGGCGAAUCGAACUCGGCGCCGUCUUUGGCGUCCAUUUCGGCGCCGGUGCGUCUGCUGAGGAGCUUCGUUUGCGCGAUGGCGGUUCUCAUGUGACUGUGACCGUUCGCAGUCGAGAUGUUCAAUGACAAUAAGCGAGGUUAAGGAGGUUCAUAAAGGACUGAAGAUGAAGAAACUAUUAAUUUAUCGGCGAUGCCAAUUCGAUUGGUUGUUGUGGAAGUGAAGGAGGAUGCAUUCUAGGGAGUUAGUUGGUAACAGUGCAUUCGAAGGAGUUGAUUUGGCAUCGCUAAUUGGACUAUGUAAAAAUGAUAAAUGGCCGCGGGUCGGAUCUUUCGGGGUUCCCCCCGACGGUUGAAAAGUCUGAGUAAUUUUUUAUAGAUAAAAAAAAAUGAAAUUUACGUAGAUUUAUUUUCUUUAGGUAUAUAAAGGUAGAUUUAACGUUUAUCGUUUGACAAAAUUUUAUUGCCGUUGCGAAUAAUAGAUACUAAUUACAUGCAAUAUGUUCCACCGUCGCGGCGCCUCGGUCGACGGAUGGCGUUUCUCCAUAAUUAGAAUCAGAAUUUACCGAGAAUUGUUUUCGACGAAAUUCGGUCGAUUAUCAUGCAAAUUUAUCCGUACUUUUCGCUCCUUUAACCGCCUGCGUUUCUCGUUAAAGAUCCCUUCGAAAUCGCAAUUGCAAAAAAAAAAAAACAUAUUCAUCCCCAUCGUGUUCUAGUGGAACAACGCACACACACACAUGUAUCUAAUGAAACAAAUCGAGCGUGGAAAGUCGAUAGCAUUGAAUUUAUCGCAAAUGGGAAAAAUAGAGAGGCCGGGCCGGUUCACCGGGCGGAUUUCUAAAUUGAUGAAGAUGCAUCCCUCCGUGUCCGAGAGGGCUUGAGAAAUGAAAUCAUACAUCGUAUCGCCGUCGAAUCAAUUCCGGACGUCGUGUUUCGCAAAAGGGGCCGCGACGAUCGAGAAUUAUUAUGAGAGAUGGGCGGCGAAGUCAUUUUUCCGUUUUUUAUUUUUGUUCGUUUAUAAUGCGCUGGUGUAUCGACGGGGAUUGUAAAUAGAGCGAAACUGUAUUCUGUUUGAGCGAGGAAAUGGGGGCGGUUAAAGGGUUGUUCGAAAACUUUAAAUGGAGAUGGGGAAUAAAGGGUGCACUGGAACUCCGCAACAAAAAUUUCGUUACCUGCUUAUUCCUGCAAUGUUCCACACUCGCUUAGUUUACUCAACGAUAAUUUUUUUUAAAGUGGGACUUUAAGAUUCGUUCGAUGAUACGUAAACUGUCAAUAUUCGGAUUAAUGACAUUUCGUAUGACAGAAGUUUAAUAGAGGUGGGAACCGAUUUCUAGGUAUAUAGAGAUUCAGUAACGAUUGUUACAAAAUAAGCGUUAUUUUUCAAAUAACGGGGUAAUUAUUUUGGUGGGGAAUUCCGGUGCACUGGAAAAAAAUGACUAAUCUUCCAAUACCUAUUAACAAUUAUAUAAAAAAAUCAAUUAUUUAUUUAGGAGAUUCCAUUUAUGAGAGGUUCAAUUUUAAUUUGUAAUCGUUAUAAUUUUAUAAUUGUUUUUCGAAAGCGACUUUAUUCGAAUCGAUGUUAAUUAUAAUAAUUGAAAACAAACAUACAUAGAAAAUAUUUGAAUAAUGUAAUAUAGAUGUAAAAGCUUGAGUAAAUGAUGUAAAAAGUAAAUUCCCGACAUCCUGUAUAUAACGUUAGUGAAAAUUAUAAUAUAGUUUAUAGUCUAUUUGGAAUGUUUUAUAUAAUUUCGUUUCGAUUUUAUCGUGUAAAUAUUAUAGGAUUAUAGGCUUCUCGUUGGUUUAUUACAUACAGGGCGAGUCGAGUUUAAUACAGCGAUUAUUUCACUCGAUCGCCAGCUAUUUUUACGAAAUUCAAAUUUUAAUAAACGGUAUUAAAUUUAGUUGGAAUUCAAACUUUUUCAUUUCGAUACCAACAUUAUACGAAAAUGAAUUAUAAAUAGUAAUAACAAUAGGAAUCUAAUAAUAAUUUAUCGUUGUAAUAAUGCCGUGACGUUAAAACUAUUCGAAUUAAAUCUUUGUACAUAGCGAAACAAAACGGUCUAGCUAAAUCUAUACGUUAUUGUUAUAAUUAUUUGUAUUGAUCUGAUG